Messenger RNA from Drosophila subobscura, 1472 nucleotides. Its product is annotated as retinol dehydrogenase 12. Lineage: Eukaryota; Metazoa; Arthropoda; Insecta; Diptera; Drosophilidae. The record is from RefSeq and is a predicted model, not a curated record. The coding region runs from base 299 to 1282 and encodes 327 amino acids. The transcript has 4 exons.
UUACAUUUUAAGUUAAAAGCCCUCGGUUCAAAAGGUAAAACGUUCCAUGGUACCAUAGGGAAACAAAAGGCCUCUCACGCUCGCUGGUGGUGGUGUCUGUAGUCUGGUUGUGUUUCCAGUUAUCUAUGCUAAAGGUUUGGCUCGAUUUCAGCAGCAGAACUUAGAUUAAACAGUGCUCGUAUGUAGAGUGCUGCACUAUCAAUUUUACCAGUUGUCGUGAAAUCGCAUAUCAGGUACGUUCCCUAGGCCAUUCCCAUUUGCUGGCCUCAUUUACGUCCGGACCCUGAGCGCGUCAACUAUGGAAAUUAUUAUAAAUUUUCUUGGAAGAAUUGCCCCCUUUUUUGCGGCACAUGCCAUUGUCGGAAUAAUUGCGGUCUGCGUGAGGCUAUACAUGCAGGGGGGGAAGUUCAAAAAGAACACGGAUGAGAGGGGCAGAGUGGUAAUUGUGACUGGCGGUAAUACGGGUCUCGGCAGGGAGACUGUGCGUGAACUGGCCCGAAGAGGAGCUACUGUAUACAUGGCAUGUCGGGACAAGGAAAAGGGCGAGCAAGCCUGCAAGGAGAUCGUUAGGGAGACAAACAACUCGAACGUGUUCUCUCGCGAAUGUGACUUGUCCUCCUUGGAUUCCGUUCGGAAAUUUGUCGAUGGUUUCAAGAAGGAGCAAGAUAAGCUGCACAUCCUGAUUAACAAUGCCGGCGUCUUCUGGGAGCCGCGUCGGCUCACAAAAGAAGGCUUCGAAAUGCACUUGGGAGUCAAUCAUGUUGGUCACUUCCUUCUCACCCACCUGUUGCUCGAUUUACUGAAGCAUUCGGAGCCAAGUCGCAUUGUGGUCGUUUCCAGCAAGGCGCACGAGCGGGGCCGGAUCAUCGUGGAGGACAUAAACAGCAAGCUGUCCUUCGACGAAGGCACAGCCUACUGCCAAAGCAAACUGGCCAACAUACUCUUCACUCGGGAGCUGGCGAAACGUCUCGCGGGCACUGGGGUAACGGUCAAUGCUGUCAAUCCCGGUAUAGCAGACACGCAAAUAGCGAGGAAUAUGAUAUUCUUCAAAACAAAGCUCGCCCAGACCGUUCUCAGGCCUCUGCUUUGGUCUCUCAUGAAGUCUCCCCGAAACGGUGCCCAGACAACACUCUAUGCAGCCCUAGAUUCCGAACUGGCUGAGGUGUCCGGUCAGUACUUCAGCGACUGCAGUACGAAGGUAGUAGCUCCUGCUGCCACCGAUGACAAAAUGGCAAAGUGGUUGUGGCUAGAGUCCGAGAAAUGGACGGGAAUAAGCCGAUGAAUUGGGCUUAGGGUUAGUUUUAGGGAUGAAAUGAAAUGUUUAUUUCUGAAUAAAAUUCGAGAAUAAUUGAAAACCAGUCAAACAACUUGGAGUUGCAACGAAAAUCAGUACUCAGUAAUAUUCCUGUACUCCGCGUAUCCUCUUUUCACAUAAUGAAAAAGUAUCUAACUGUAAAGGAGCGUGCUGGUGC